Lachancea dasiensis is the source of this 1287-nucleotide messenger RNA. Lineage: Eukaryota; Fungi; Ascomycota; Saccharomycetes; Saccharomycetales; Saccharomycetaceae. The record is from the annotation of a GenBank genome assembly.
AUGUUCCCGGGCGCUGGUCAUCAGACUUAUGGCAACCAGCAACAAAUCAACCAGUCGAGGCCCCAGGGCCCUCCUCCUGGAUUCGUCCAACAACAGUACUCGAGGCCGAACGCCCCUCCUCCAGAUAACUACCAAGGAUAUCAGAGACCAUACCAAGCUCCACCCUCAAACAAUUAUCAAAGCUUUCAAGGCUACCAAAGACCACAGGAGGCUCCUCCCAACCAACAGUACAGAAAUGAUAUCCAGGCCAAUCACGCACAACCCAGUUUUGUCAACGGACCCAGUCAGUACCAACAGCCCCAAAAUUUGGCUGCUCCACCUCAGCAGUCUCAGCUUGCGGGCGGGGGAUCAGCCAAUGAGUUCUCCUUCCAGUACUCUCAAUGUACCGGAAGACGCAAAGCAUUGCUCAUCGGUAUCAACUAUUUUGGCUCACAGAAUGAGCUUCGUGGCUGUAUUAACGAUGUUCACAAUAUGCACACCUUUUUAACUACCCGCUACGGUUACAAUUCGGACGACAUUGUAGUUCUCACGGACGAUCAGCAGGAAAUGUCAAGGAUUCCCCUAAAGCAAAACAUCUUGCGUGCAAUGCAAUGGCUAGUGAAUGGCGCACAACCCAACGAUGCUCUCUUCGUCCAUUACUCAGGGCAUGGUGGCCAGACUGACGAUUUGGACGGCGAUGAAGAAGAUGGGAAGGAUGAUGUUAUCUACCCAGUCGACUUCCAGUCACAAGGACAUAUCAUCGACGAUGAGAUGCAUGACAUCAUGGUCAAACCUUUACAGCAAGGUGUUAGACUCACUGCUCUUUUCGACUCAUGUCACUCGGGCACUGUCCUGGAUCUGCCUUAUACCUAUUCGACGAAAGGUGUCGUGAAAGAGCCCAAUCUUUGGAAAGAUGUGGGUCAAGAUGGUCUACAAGCCGCAAUGGCGUACGCGAGUGGGAAUACAGGGCGGAUGAUGACCUCUUUAGGAUCCAUGUUCAAGAGCGCAACCAGAAAAGCCACUGGAAAUUCUAAUCAAGAUUACGUGAGGCAGAUCAAAUUCUCUCCUGCUGACAUUAUUAUGAUAAGUGGAUCCAAAGAUAACCAGACUUCUGCAGAUGCAGUCGAAAAUGGGCAGGCGACAGGUGCUAUGUCUCAUGCUUUUGUCAAGGUGCUAAGCACGCAACCUCAACAAACGUAUUUGAGUUUGUUGCAAAACAUGAGAUCGGAACUUAGCGGGAAGUACUCGCAAAAGCCUCAGCUAUCAAGUUCUCAUCCUAUCGAUGUCAAUUUACAAUUACUUCUUUGA